AUGCUGUUCGGUAUGAGGAAAACUGUAGUGCUAUUUGCUUGUCAAUCGGCAAAGACAAUAGCAUUGCGCGACCGGUACUGCGAAGUGCAAACAAUUGAUGUGUUCAGCAAUCAUCAGGAAGUAUUCAUAGAGUGGUGGGGAAGACAUUUAUUUAUAGCUGUGGUGUUAAAUGUCAAAGUUGAUCUGUUGUUGCUUAUGCUUACUGUGAUGGCCAGUCAGCUGUCACAUCAGUUGAAACGUAUGAAAUUUUGUCAUUUGCUACGAUGUAUUGCUGCAGUAAUGAGAUCAAAACCACCUAGUCUGUAA
This is a messenger RNA of Loa loa (African eye worm), 306 nucleotides long. RefSeq lists its product as hypothetical. The record is from RefSeq and is a predicted model, not a curated record. The transcript is spliced from 2 exons. The coding region runs from base 1 to 306 and encodes 101 amino acids. Lineage: Eukaryota; Metazoa; Nematoda; Chromadorea; Rhabditida; Onchocercidae.